Molecule: messenger RNA, 1266 nt
Organism: Clavispora lusitaniae ATCC 42720
Lineage: Eukaryota; Fungi; Ascomycota; Pichiomycetes; Serinales; Metschnikowiaceae
Gene: NSA1
Product: ribosome biosynthesis protein
Biological process (GO): ribosomal large subunit biogenesis
Cellular component (GO): nucleolus; preribosome, large subunit precursor
Molecular function (GO): protein binding
Source: RefSeq, a predicted model, not a curated record
AUGAGAUUCUUCGUAUCUGCAGACGAGACUGGAAACGUUAAAGAGGUUGUUUGUUCCCGAGGAACCGACACCUCUGUCAAGGAUGGCCAAAAGCCGGAAUUGGUGCAGAGCAUUCUCCAAAAAGAUGAAACUACGAACGUCAAGAACAGAAUCAUCGAUAUGAUUGUUUACCAAGAAAAGUUUUUAAUUGCAUCUCGUCUAGGUGGGCUUGUGUCAGUUUACGAGCUCUUCGGGUCAUCGGAAGUUCCAGAGGAAAACUACAAGUUGUUGCACACUUAUAAGUUGCCUGUUGCCCAAGGCGAUAAGGCGAUUGCGUUGAUCAAAGACGAAAAGUCUGACUUUAUCAUUGUGGCAUUUGAGUCUAGCACGGCUUAUAUAAUAUUCUUGAACAAGGGAAACUUUGAUUUUGAGCCGUUGGCUGUGUCCAUUCCUUCCAGAAUUGAGAACAAGCAACUUUCGCUCAGCGCUUUUGUCGCCAAUCCUUACGAGGCCGGUGUCUUUGCAUGCGGAGGUAAGGACAACGACCUCCAGGUGAUCAGGCUCUACGAGAAGAAGAAGGUUUUCAAGAAGCAAGACUUCCAGAAGGCAGACAUGUGGAAACCCAAAGUUUUGUUCCAGGCCGAAAAUGUAGAGCCUGACCACCUUGACUUGACGGUUCCAAUCUGGAUCUCGCGCAUUUUGUUCUUGAAAGAUGCUCCAAAGAAGGGAUACCGUUUGGUGACCGCCACCAGGUACGGCCACAUUCGCAUAUACAAUACAGCCGAGGACGAGGAACCCACACAUUCGUACAAGGUCUGUGAUAAGGCGAUCCUUACGCUCAACUUUGCCACCGAAGAGCAAGACGAGGUCAUCAUUUCCGACAUCCACACAUUCGUGGCACGGUUAUCUUUGGUGAAGAUUGAUAGUAAAGCUCACAAGAUCAUAUCUGCGUCAGCAGGCACGUUUUUCAAGCCCAGCUUAAAGUUGCUCGGGAAAUACUCGGAAGGAGGCAACACGGGCGCAAUCCAUGGUGUUGAUGUGUCGUACGAGGAUGGUAUUGUUGCGUUUGGCGGGCUCGACCGGUACUUGCGUGUGUUUGACAUCAAGACUCGGGCGUUGUUGCUGAAGGUGUAUUUGGGGACGCAAGUGAGCACGCUCUGCAUCCUUGACAGCCAAGACGGAGACGAUGAAGACAAGAAGCGGAUGGUUGAAGAGCGCGACGAGGAAGAGUUCUGGAAGGAGCUUGGCGAUGCACCAGCGAUCCAGAAGAAGAAGAGAAGGAUCUAA